Molecule: messenger RNA, 876 nt
Organism: Coniophora puteana RWD-64-598 SS2
Lineage: Eukaryota; Fungi; Basidiomycota; Agaricomycetes; Boletales; Coniophoraceae
Exons: 12
Coding region: 1-876 (291 amino acids)
Source: RefSeq, a predicted model, not a curated record
AUGACACCCGCUGAAACAGGAUUUCUCGGGAAUUGUUUUCAAAUCGCUGUGCAGACUGUUCUUGUAUACGAUCAUGUUCUUGACAUCGGCGAUGAGAUAUCUUUCAUAUGGACUCUAGUAUCAACCACUCCAUCGUUGCUGUACCUACUGAUCCGCUACUGGGGCCACGUCGUUAUGAUAUGUUACAUGCUCUUCGAACUGCAAUGCUGGGGCAUGCUAGGGAUAGCGUUUGCUGUUCAAGUUCUGAUGAUCCUUCGUGUCUGGGCCAUGAAUAGUCGCUCGAAGGCGAUUGUUGGUUGUUUAACUAUAGUAUUCAUCGCGCAGGCGGUCGUGAUCCUGGUUACCAUCUGGUCUUCUAUAGGUCCCGGCACGGUCUACGCCAGCGUCGACCCGUCCGGAGCUGCAUGUCUAAUCGAAGGCGUCCGCAUUCGAUUUGUACCAGCAUUUGGACCUAUAUUAACUUUCGAGCUUCUCAUAUUCCUAUUCGCGGUCCGAGGCUUUGUCCGGAAUGCAUCGACUCAAAGCCAUGAUGAUGGACGCUUAUCGCUUCGGGAAGUGCUGAUCAGAGACAGUUUCAUCCUAUUCACCAUAAAUAUAUGCCUCUGUGCCAUGUCCCUGACAACAUGGCUCGUCAGUAAAAACCAUGCGAUGAACGCUUUAACGGUUCCCUUCAUCCCGCUCCUCCAAAUUACUCUGGGAACGCGACUUGUCCUUAAUAUUCGACGUCAGGAUGUCAGUAAUGCACAGUAUAGUAUGACCGACUAUGCAACUGGGAUGAUGUUCGCCGAUGCGGAGCUAGUCGACGAAUUUAGUGUACCUAGGGCAGGGACUAGUAUAGACCCGCUGAUAGAAUCAAGGGAUGUAGAGGCGAGAUAA